Molecule: messenger RNA, 1742 nt
Organism: Nilaparvata lugens (brown planthopper)
Lineage: Eukaryota; Metazoa; Arthropoda; Insecta; Hemiptera; Delphacidae
Gene: IFT57
Product: intraflagellar transport protein 57 homolog
Exons: 9
Coding region: 181-1599 (472 amino acids)
Biological process (GO): non-motile cilium assembly; intraciliary transport
Cellular component (GO): Golgi apparatus; cilium; centrosome
Source: RefSeq, a predicted model, not a curated record
AGUGAUUUCUAGUAGUGAAGGGUUUUUUAAUAUUAUUUAUUAUGUUUAUUGAUUUUCUCUUGAUUUUUUGAGACUUGAGAAUCUAUAUAAAUUGUUUUUGCUGCAGAGGAGACUUGUGAGUACUAUACAAAAUCUACUACUUCUCAAAAAAGACAGGGAUGACCACUUCCCCCCAAACCAAUGAACGCAACACCCCUUAAUUUAGAAAAAUCAACUUUUACAAAAAAAAAAUCCGUCAGUAUCUUAGUUUUAAACACUGCUGUCCUUUUUUGGAACCCCCAGGAUUUGAUUUUGAGCUGCCCCUGGAAAUACAAACCGGUUUCCCCUGUGGGCACCCCUGAAAAAGAUUUUCGUGAGCAAAUGCAACUGGAUUCUCCUUCGACCAGCAUGCUUCGUGAACAGAUGUCUUCCAGGGGUAGUACGGUGGAUGAGACGCCUGAGCAACUAUUCCAAUCCUCCUUUCAAGUGAUGGAGGAACUCAUCGAUAAACUCAAGGUGCUCAACUAUGACGAGGAAUUUCUGAAGGAGCUGAAAAUGCGGCCGAUACACAAACACUACUUUGCACUGCAGACAAAUGCUGGAGAGCAAUUUUUUCUUUUCACCGUUUUGUCUGCCUGGCUGCUAAGAAAAUUGGGUCUAAAAUUUGAACAGCCUCAAGAGUAUGAUGAUCCCAACUCGACUAUUGCCAGCAUAUUGGAUGCUACCAGGGAGCUUGGCAUUGUUGUUGACUUUCCACCAAAUAAACUGAAACAAGGAUCUGGAAAAUAUGCCAUCUACAUACUAAAUGCACUAGCCGAUAAAGCUUUGAGCCACCUGAAGUUUGUAUGGAAAAAACCUCGACCUCCAGCUGAGGUAGAAGAUGAGGACAGUAAUGGUGAGGAUGAUUAUGAACUUCUGCUGGAAAGAGUUGAGGAAGAGAUGGCCGGUGAGGAUUCUGAGGAAGAUGAGGAUAAUCUGCUACACAUUGAUGAUCUGCAUAAUAUUGCCAGUGCUCACAAGAUUAUGGACCUUCAAAAGCCUGAAGAGAUUCUCGAAUCGAAUACCAAUCUGGAAGAGUGGCACCUGGAAUUAGAGCGUGUCUUGCCCCAUCUCAAAGUCACAAUUAAAAGUGACUCCAGAGAUUGGCGCUCGCAUUUGGAACAGAUGAAACAGCACAGAGCUGGAAUGGAGGAGACUUUGGGCUCUGCCAAAUUCCAGCUGGAGCGGCUGGAGAAGGAGAUCACAGGCACGCUGGAGAAAGUUAAGAGCCGCGAGAAGUUCCUCAACUCUCAGCUGGAGAAUCUGCUCAGUCAGUACCGGACGGCACAGGACGAAUUGGCCAGAGUGACAGAGCAAUACAGAGAAGUGAGCGGUGGAGUGAACGAUAGACAGAGACAGUUGACAAGGCUCACUGAUGAGUUGGACCUUAUCAAGCAGGAGAUGGAAGAGCGCGGAUCCACCAUGACUGAUGGAUCACCCCUGAUCAAUAUAAAGAAGGCAAUUGCCAGAAUAAAGGCAGACAUUGUUGAAAUGGAUGUGAGGAUUGGAGUUCUCGACCACGCUGUGUUGGAAGCCAAGCUCAGAGACAAGACUCUGCUCAAUGCUCAGAUUGCUGCUUAGAAAUAAGUUUCAAUAUUUUGGCUUGAUUGGUUUUUAUUAAUCCGUUCAACUGUUAUCAUAGGGAAAACAAAACAUAAUAAGAUAUUCCGUGCUAUAAAUAAAUAAAUUAUCUAUUCAACCAAUUCAAAUAAAUCAAUUAUUGU